Xenopus tropicalis (tropical clawed frog) is the source of this 2995-nucleotide messenger RNA. RefSeq names its product provisional ortholog of chondroadherin. Bases 104 to 2086 code for a protein of 660 amino acids. NCBI's taxonomy places the organism in Eukaryota, Metazoa, Chordata, Amphibia, Anura, Pipidae. The record is from RefSeq and is a predicted model, not a curated record. The transcript is spliced from 4 exons.
CAGGAAAAUUUGCUUCCUUUCCUGCUGCUUUCUCUGGCUCAUCCACUUCUCUGCACAAUGACAGGAAAGGACCUUCCCCUUCUCUUCCUCCACUUAUUCCGUUAUGGCUUUGUGCAUUCCAGUGCUCAGAGCAUCGUGGGAGCCUCAGGGGCAACGCUUCAUUCCAGGCAACCCCCAGUACUUACUCAGGCAAAUAACAAUGAGAUGCUUGCAUCUACUGAUUUUGCUGUUGGCGUUUGAUAACUUGGUAUCCACAAUUCCUGCUACUACUCAGUGCCCAGAAAACUGCACCUGUCUCCCUCUCCAACAACACGUCCUUUGUGGCAAUGCCAGCCUGACAUCAGUGCCCUCUAAUGUGCCAAACAAUACAGUGGAACUCCACCUGCAAAACAACCUCUUCUCCGAGCUCCAUGACAGUUUCCUACAGGAUUUGCCUGAACUCAGGGGCCUUUACCUGAGCAACUGUGAAAUCGACACCAUUAAACCUGAGGCGUUCCAAAAGGUGACCAGUAUCAAGUACCUGCACCUGGACAGGAACCACCUAGGGGACCUUCAGGAAGGCACAUUCCGCAAUCUGAGCAGCCUGAUUUACCUACACUUGGAGAGCAACCAGAUCACUUCCAUUCGUGAAGGUUUGUUUGCUCCCCUGGAGAAGCUCAGCGCUCUGUAUCUGAGUAACAACUUGCUGCAGGAGCUCACUGAUGGCUCUCUCAAUGGUUUAACCCAGUUACGCUGGUUGGAUCUGGGUUUCAAUAUGCUCUCCAAAAUAUCCAAUCAGUCCUUUACUGCUAUUGCCAACCUGCGGAAGCUCAACUUGGAAAGAAACAACUUGACCAGCAUUCCCUCGGCAAUCCGACGUAGGACUGGCCUGCAGAUGCUGCGACUGAGCGGGAACAGUAUAAAGAAACUCUCUUCAUCCUCGUUUGGCCGCAGCCUGAGGUUCAUCACAGAACUCUACUUGGACAGUUUGAGGCUGGAGAAAGUGACCAGCAUGACCUUCAGCAAGCUGCGGAUGUUGAAAGUUCUUGACCUGAGCAACAACUCUCUGCAGUCUCUGUCUGUGUACAAUGUGAAAAUUUUUACAAAGAUCUACCUUACGGGCAACCCUUGGAGAUGCGACUGCUCCCUCAUUGGGCUCCACACACGGCUGCAACAGACCAAAAACCUGGAUGCAGAACAACAGGCCCACUGUGACGCUCCAAAGGCAUUAAAGGGCCAAAGCCUAAUCAAUGUUAAUCUCUUAAAACUGACCUGCCCAGCUACGGGGGAAGACAUAUCUGUCACAGCUUCAACUCCAUCUUUACUAGGAUCAAGCCAAUUUGCAAACACAUCCAUCCGUUCAGUUGUGGAGACCAUGAAACCUACUACACAUGCCUACAAGACCUCACCGCAAGCUAUGUCCCACAGCACUGCUGGAAACAAUAAGAUAGAAGCUGAGGAGCAGGACCCAUGCCUCGCUAAGCACAUCUCCAAUGUUGUGGUAAGGCCUGUUGAGAAGGAAUCUCUGGAUGUGUCAUGGUCUAUACAUGGGGAUUACAAGCAGUUUGAGAUCCGGUACAGUACUGAAGAAGAGAAGUCUUCUUUGAACAUCAUUGGGGACCUUCCAAACAUUCGCCUAUACCACCUAAACCCUGGAAGCAGCUACAGAGUAUGUAUCGUACCUCAAAAUGUGGAUAUUGUUAAAUGCCAGCUGGCAAAGACCCGACAGUGUGCAGAUGGCCAAACAGCUGAUGUUCCAGAACAAGCCUAUCAUGUUUAUUCUCCUCCUAAAUCGACUUCCCCUAUAGUUACAGUUGGAGUGUCAGUAGGUCUGAUAGUGCUGGUAGCGGCUACCAUCUUUGCUGUGUAUAUGCUGCGCUCCCACAAAAUCCAGUUUCAACGAUAUUAUAAUGAAGAUGGGGCAGAGGGCAGCCGGAAACAGGAGACAGACCCCUACAAGUGGGAUGGUGUGUAUGAGAACAUUGAUGAUGAUAGGCAUGUGUAUGUCACUGCAGCCAGCCUUUGGGGAAUGGAUAAUGAGAUACUUGACUGUGCUUUGGCUGAACCAAACUCCCUUUCUUCUGUCCCAAAAUAUCAGACACUUUAAAUAUACUGACUAAAUGGAGCCAAUAUAAUAGGUAAAAAGAUAGAAACCGCUGUUUUUCAGGUUUUUCUAAGCGUAUCUAUGUGGGUCAGGGGUAAAUAGGUGCCAUGAAACAAUGUUCUUCUAAAUAAGCUUUCCAUACCUAUUACAGCUUUACUAAACACAAGUCUGCCUUGUACCUACUGAAAAAUGGCUCGCUCACUCACCAGGAGUAGAGAAGAGAUGAAUUAACAGUUCCCAUGCCCCCAGAGCUGGGGCAUAACAAAGGUACUGCCAUUUGUACAGUAGGCACUUGCUAAGCACUCCAUUCACCAUUCUAAUGUGGCACAGAGUGGCCUCUUACACUGCAAUCUCCUCGAGAGGGAACUUUGGGCUACUUUGCAAACAUGCCAAGCAUCUUAUGUUUUUCCAACAGCGAUUUACAUUAUUGGAAGCAGGAAAGCAUUUGCAGAUUAGUCGGAUGAGUAAGAGGGGAUUUAUCACAGGGAAGUAUUCUCCUGAUGUCAUUGCCCUAUAGAUAUGAUCACAUAAGGACUUUAAUAGCGGUCACCCAGUCUAAUGAUCCUCUUUAACCCCAGCAGAUCUCUCAUAAAAUCACAGAAGUGCAAUAACUUGAAUAAGUAAAAGUCCUUUGUAUUGCCAUGGCACAUCAUAAUCAAUAAAAUCCAUUUCCAGGGUAACAUUCACAGAUUGUAUAAUUUCUGGUCAAUUCGCACUGCUGUUUGUAUAACACUUUCUCUAACGUGUCUGUUCCCUUUGGCAGAGCAGUUGUCUGUAUAUUGCGUUGUCACAUUGGUGUAUAUAUGGAGGGAAAUUUGUGCCAGGGCUGGGCUUAAAAACAAUGCCAAGCUAUUUCAUAGCAUAUACACAGAUAUGUAUGAUGGAAACAUUUAAAGUUCUGAGUGCAAAUAA